AUGAACUCCACCAUAAACAGUACCAGCCAAAUCCCUCCAAACGGCAUCGGUGCUGUAUCUUUCACGCCACUUCUUGCGCCAAAUGCUAUUUUUGUCACUUUAUUCAUUCUCAUCUUCAUUGUCCAGAUUAUAUUGACAGUUCGAUUCUGGCGCUUCUAUGGCUAUGCUAUUGGCAUGCUAGGCGGCCUCCUCUUGGAGCUCUUAGGCUAUGUGGCCAAAGUCCAACUCUCCCACAACCGAGCCAACAAGAACGGAUAUAUCAUGUACAUCAUUGGCCUCACCCUAGGCCCUACCUUUCUUUCUUCAUCCUUGUAUCUCGGCAUCAGCACCUUACAAAGGCACUACAGAGCAGCCCGCUUCGCACACAUCAGCCCUCGCCUCUUUGCCUCCCUCUUCAUACUCGGAGACUUCAUAUGUCUUUGCUUCAUCGGAUGCGGAGGCUCCCUGGCCGCAAUAUACGACACAGACCCCAUAGGGGUCGAUCUUAUGAUUGCUGGCCUCGCAACCCAAGUGCUGUUCACGGCAAUAUUCUGCAUCCUUCUGACUAUAGUAUGCUUCAAGAUACACAAACAACUUGCCGAGGACAAAAAGCUAGGCUACAUUAUUGGCGCAGCAGUAGCUGCCGUUUGUCUCUUUAUUCGCUCCUGCUGGCGUGUUGCCGAGCUCAAUGGAGGUUUCAACGGCCCUCUGUCAAAUAAGGAGGGCAUUUUCAUUGCUUUAGAUUCCAUCCCUAUGAUUAUCAUGUCGGUCCUUUUGACAGUAAUACACCCGGAAUUUUGGUUUGAUAACAGCCGCCCUUUGACUGGGAAAGUAAUGGAUGAUGGCGUUGAAGUACACAUUAAAGUCUGA
Molecule: messenger RNA, 849 nt
Organism: Trichoderma asperellum CBS 433.97
Lineage: Eukaryota; Fungi; Ascomycota; Sordariomycetes; Hypocreales; Hypocreaceae
Cellular component (GO): plasma membrane; fungal-type vacuole
Source: RefSeq, a predicted model, not a curated record